Messenger RNA from Rhodamnia argentea, 1487 nucleotides. RefSeq lists its product as uncharacterized. The record is from RefSeq and is a predicted model, not a curated record. The transcript is spliced from 2 exons. Lineage: Eukaryota; Viridiplantae; Streptophyta; Magnoliopsida; Myrtales; Myrtaceae. The coding region runs from base 652 to 1053 and encodes 133 amino acids.
CCCUUCCCUCUGUACCCUCCGUCUCUUCUUCACGCUCUCCUCUGCUUUCCUCUCCCGUCCUUCCCGUACGUCCCAGAUCUGUUAUCCUUCCGAUUUCGGCUGUCCCGUGCUUGUUCUUGGCCCCUUCGUUGCUGCCCUGUCCUUCAUCACCCUUGUCGCUUCCCACCUAACCCACCUUAGUUGCUGUCAGGACCCUGGCUGCUCACGCCGCUGCCUUUUGCUGUCUUGCUCUAUUCUGAGCUCCGCUCGUUGCGGGUUGCCUCCAUUCUCUGUGAGCGUCUCUGCUUGGCUGGUUGGUUGCGUCCCCCUCUUCUUGUAUUGCUGUCUCCAGUCCAAAAUAAUCGCAGCUCAGGUGUUUGAUAAAUUUCUUGAGAGGACACAGUGUGGCCGCGUCUCCCAUUGCUGCUCGCUCCUCUCCAAGCUCCUCCUUAGCCCCUCGCACACGACCCCAUUUGGCGUCACCCAACAGCUCUUGCUCGCCAGCCGAAUCUUUGCUUUUGCUGUUUGGGAUAUCAGAGGUCGCUGGGUUGCAGGUCGUGGUCGGGUUUUCUGAUCGGGGUUGCCGACACUCAUGGUCCAAGUCCUUUAGCGCAUCGAUUCAACCCCACUGUCCAGAGACAACGUCCCGUUUUGCCAGGCAAGGACUUGAUAAUGGUGGUUCAAACGCGACAAGGAAGAGGAGGUACCGGGAGAGCCUCAUCAUCGAACAACGCAGAGCGCGAAGCUAUCUCCUCUAAAAUCAAGAGUAGCCUCUUCUGCUCAAAGAAGGAGGUCGUCAAACCAGAGGGUCUAACAGACAACGAGACCGGCUUGCCAGGUACACUAUUUGUCGUUCUACCUAAUUGUAAUGAUGAUGGUAUAGUUGAGGAUACCUGUGCUGUUAUUGAUGCUGAAAUGAGAGAUGGGAAUCUGGCUGAUGAUGAUGGGGUUAGCAACUGUAUGGCUAAAGCUGGAAUAACGAGAGAACCUAAACCUGUCGAUGGCCCCUUUCUGAAAGACACUACUGCUGCUACUCCAGAACUGGGAGAAGACAAUGGACUGCCAUGGUCCUGAUCAAGGUUUAAUGCCUGCUAGUUUUAAGGUUCACACGGUCCCUUUGGAUGGGGAUGAUUCUGCCACAGAAGAGGUAUCAGAUUCUGACUCUGGGGAGGCAGCUAUAGGUCGUGUUGCACCAGUCGAUUCUGGUAAUUAUGGCUUCAAGAAGAGGUUGAUGAUAGUAUAUUCUACAUUAGAACUCUCAUGUCGAUAAAGAGCAUCCAUCUCGGUCUGUGUAUUUCAGGUUUAUGGUGGACUGUUCUUUUACGUGCAUAUGUCAAGAUAUCUGGGGAUCUCUCCGUUCAAGAGAGGAUCGAUGUUCAAACAGGAACAAAGAUGAUGCUAAAGCUGUGCCUGGCCGACGGGUUUGAUGUGUUCCCUACAUUAUUGGUGACUGAUGGUUCUUGUAUGAUUGAUCGGCGAAUGGGAAUCCAUGGCCACUCUCUCGAAAU